AGCAGCUGUAGCGGCAGAGGGGCGACAUGUCCAAGAGCGCAGCGCCGGGACACAAGAAGAAGCCGCAGAGGCCCAGGCUUGACCUGAAGUUUCUGCAGAGGUUCUACUGCAUCCAGAAGGUCCUUUUCCCCACAUGGUCAAAUCAGAAUGUGCUCAUGUUCGGAACGCUGCUCGGUGUCACACUUUUCGAACAACUGGUCAUUUACCAAGUGGGCGUUAUUCCCAGCAAGUUUUAUGAAGUUCUUGCGGGUCAAGACCUGGAGGCCUUCAAGACGCUUUUGCUGUUCGCAGGACUUUUGAUUGUACUGAACUCUAUGCUGAAGAGCCUGGACCAGUUCAUCUGCAGUGUGAUGUACGUGAGCUGGCGGAAGAGUCUCACCGAGUGGCUGCACACGUUCUACUUUCAGAGCAGGGUGUACUACACACUCAAUGUGCUGCGGGAGGACCUCGACAACCCGGACCAACGCAUCAGCCAGGACACGGAGCGGCUUUGCAAGCAGAUGAGCACCAUGGCGAGCCGCCUCAUCCUGUCCCCCUUCACCCUGGCCUACUACACCUACCAGUGCUUCCGCAGCACUGGGUGGGUCGGCCCCACGAGCAUUUUCGGAUACUUUGUCGUUGGAACUGUUGUCAACAAGAUACUGAUGGGGCCCAUUGUGUCCACACUUUUUGAUCAGGAGAAGCUGGAGGGCAACUUUAGGUUCAAGCAUAUGCAGAUCAGAGUGAAUGCUGAAUCUGUUGCCUUCUACAGAGCUGGAAAGGUGGAGCACAUGAGGACGGACCGAAGGCUCCAGGAGCUGCUCCGCACCCAGAGGAGCCUCAUGAACAAGGAGUUCUGGCUCUACAUUGGGGUGAACACCUUUGACUAUGUGGGCGGCUUCCUGAGCUACAUGGUGAUCGCCAUCCCCAUCUUCACUGGGGUGUACAGUGGGCUGAACCCCGCGGAACUGAGUGCUCUCAUCAGCAGGAAUGCCUUUGUCUGCAUCUACCUGAUAAACUGCUUUACCCAGCUGAUAGACCUGUCCACCACGCUUUCAGACGUGGCCGGGUACACCCACAGAAUUGGUGAGCUAAUGGAGGUGAUGUGUGACAUCAUACAGAAGCAGUGUGACUAUGACCCAACAUCUGGGGAUACUUAUGAUUUUGACAGUGAUGUGCAGCCGUCUCACAGUGCAGCGGACACAGCCUUUGUCCUCGACCGGUUGUCCUACAAGUCUCCAUUCUCGGAUGAUCUGCUAGUGAAGGACUUGACUCUGAAGAUCAGCCAAGGCACACAUGUGUUGGUUGUGGGCAACACUGGCACUGGGAAGACAUCCCUCCUGAGGGUUCUCAACCGACUAUGGGAGUCCUCUAGCGGAUUCAUCCACAUGACCACGUGUUUUGGGCCCCGGGGGGUCCUCUUCCUGCCUCAGAAGCCUUACUUGACAGACGGGACUCUGCGAGAACAGGUUAUCUACCCACUGAAGGAGAUCUACCCAGCCUCAGGGUCUGUGGACGAUGAGAGGAUCCUGCAGUUCCUCAAGCUCGCUGGAGUGUCGAACCUGUUGAAAAGGACGGGAGGACUGGACGAGAAGGUCGACUGGAACUGGUACGAUGUCCUGUCACCUGGGGAAAUGCAGCGGCUCUGCUUCGCUCGCCUUUUCUACCUGCAGCCCAAAUACGCAGUGGUCACCCAUGAGCUGUCCCGGUGACAAGCACAUCAGAGAGGAUUGACGGUCAGAGAAAUGCCAGAGGACAUCUCCUUCACAGGCACUUCACAGCAGGUUGUCAAAACAGCAUGUUCUCAUCAGCACAACAUACGAGCACAUGAUGGGAGCAGGUGACAUCGGUUCUCAGGUGUGACGUGACAAAACCCAUGCUUAUGAUACCGUGCCUUUUGAUAUUGUCAGGCACUGGUUAUUCCAGCCUGCUCAAUUUUAUAAGCUGGCUGUUCACUCUCACCAGCUGAAAGCCUAUGUGUGAUAUAAUGCAUUAAAUUUUAGCAUUUUUAUAAUUCAGAACUUAAUUUUUCACAGCAAAUUGAGUAAUGAAUCCUAAUCCUAUUUUUAAUACACUUUACACAUAGAAAUCAUUGUUUUCGAAACAGAGCACACCAUGGUAUUAUUGAGGUGCCCUGUAGCCAGGCUGAGAUUAGCUGACAGAUAGUGUGUAGACAGCUGUAUAAUUUCUGUAAAAUAUGAGGAGCCUCUGCAGCGCAGAACAGCUUGUCUCUUAGCUGUUGAAUGGUUGUUUUCCCACCAGAUAAGUGACGUAAUUUCUCACUAUUUCGAGGAAUCGGUCAUGUGGUGGGUGUUUUGCAGCGCUCUGCAUCACCCUGUGGUGGAGUGCGCUCUGUAAAAAUAAACUGGAAUUAAAGUGAGUUAUUUUUUAGCCUUGUGUGUGUGCUGAGCUCCUGCUGGACAGCAUCUCCUGUUGGGUCACUCUAGGAGCUGUCCAGCGGAGGUGCGUUUGGUCGUCGGUCUUCAGGCUGUUGCACCUCUCCAAUUACGACCUCUACCAUCCUGGGGUUCAUCAGAUGUAAUUCCAGGGUCUCUAGUCCAUCCACUCUUUGUGGAAUGUGAUUGGGCGUUAUGGCCUAAAAGUGGUGUUCGUCUCUCACUGCGUGUGCAAUCUGUUCUGCAUGUUCACACCAUUUGUGAAACGUUUGCACUUUAACUACAGCAUUUUUGGAGCUUCUGUGAAACAGCACGUAACACGGAUCUGCAGCUCUAUUUUCGUGCCACUGUCAGAGAUG
Scleropages formosus (Asian bonytongue) is the source of this 2734-nucleotide messenger RNA. RefSeq names its product ATP-binding cassette, sub-family D (ALD), member 4 (gene abcd4). Gene Ontology annotation, cellular component: peroxisomal membrane. Gene Ontology annotation, molecular function: ATP hydrolysis activity; ABC-type transporter activity; long-chain fatty acid transmembrane transporter activity. The record is from RefSeq and is a predicted model, not a curated record. Bases 27 to 1691 code for a protein of 554 amino acids. Gene Ontology annotation, biological process: very long-chain fatty acid catabolic process; peroxisome organization; fatty acid beta-oxidation. NCBI's taxonomy places the organism in Eukaryota, Metazoa, Chordata, Actinopteri, Osteoglossiformes, Osteoglossidae. The transcript is spliced from 18 exons.